This is a messenger RNA of Symbiodinium sp. CCMP2592, 378 nucleotides long. Lineage: Eukaryota; Dinophyceae; Suessiales; Symbiodiniaceae. The record is from the annotation of a GenBank genome assembly.
AUGCACAGACGGCGACCAGGUCUGGGCUUGGCUGUCACUCUGCUGCUCGUGUACCUCGCAGGAUUCUUGUCGGCACCUUUUGUGAACGUGUCCUCUGAAGUAGCCUCGAGUGCAUCGAGCUCUCUGGCCCGACGAGCCGCAGAAAAGAGGCCGCCACCGCGGGAUAUGGAAACAAGUCUCAGUCCAGAGGAUACUUAUGAGAUGCCCCGGACUCCGGAGGAGGAGAAGAAGAUGAACUAUUGGAAGAGCGACUUUGAUGAUCUUCCGGCAGAGGAGAAGCUUAGGAGCCCGCUCGUGGUUCUUGGCUUUUUUGUCUUCUUGACACCCUUCAUUGGCGGGUUCUUUCUCUUGGCCACUGGUGGAGGCUCAGAUGACUGA